Messenger RNA from Chelmon rostratus (copperband butterflyfish), 3567 nucleotides. RefSeq names its product VPS53 subunit of GARP complex (gene vps53). The record is from RefSeq and is a predicted model, not a curated record. Gene Ontology annotation, biological process: retrograde transport, endosome to Golgi. The transcript is spliced from 22 exons. The coding region runs from base 30 to 2522 and encodes 830 amino acids. NCBI's taxonomy places the organism in Eukaryota, Metazoa, Chordata, Actinopteri, Chaetodontiformes, Chaetodontidae. Gene Ontology annotation, cellular component: GARP complex.
CCGGAGAGGUCUUUGGAUUUGUUUUGACAAUGAUGGAGGAGGAAGAAUUUGAGUUUGCUGAGGAUUUGGAGGCUAUUCUGCAUCUAACCCCUGAGGUGCAACUAGCCAUUGAACAGGUUUUCCCCAGCCAAGACCCGCUGGACAGAGCGGACUUCAAUGCUGUGGAGUACAUCAACACACUAUUUCCAACCGAGCAGUCUUUGGCUAACAUUGAUGAUGUGGUAAACAAGAUUCGUCUGAAGAUUAGGCGCCUGGAUGACAAUAUUAGGACAGUGGUGCGAGGCCAGACCAACGUGGGCCAGGAUGGCAGACAGGCUUUGGAAGAGGCCCAGAUAGCCAUCCAGCAGCUCUUUGGCAAAAUCAAAGACAUCAAGGACAAGGCAGAGAAGUCUGAACAAAUGGUCAAGGAGAUAACGAGGGACAUAAAGCAGCUGGACCAUGCCAAGCGCCACCUCACCACAUCCAUCACCACCCUCAACCACCUGCAUAUGUUGGCAGGGGGUGUUGACUCUUUAGAAGCAAUGACAAGAAAGAGGCAGUACGGCGAGGUGGCCAACCUGCUGCAGGGGGUGGUCAAUGUGCUUGAACAUUUCCACAAGUACAUGGGCAUACCCCAGAUCAGACAGCUUUCUGAGAGAGUAAAGGCAGCGCAGAGUGAGUUAGGGACUCAGAUCCUGGCAGAUUUUGAAGAAGCCUUCCCCUCUCAGGGCUCCAAGAGACCAGGUGGCCCCAGUAAUGUGCUGAGAGAUGCCUGUCUGGUGGCCAAUGUGCUGGACCCGCGCAUCAAACAGGAGAUCAUCAAAAAGUUCAUCCGGCAGCACCUCUCAGAGUACCUGGUGUUAUUCCAGGAAAACCAAGAUGUUGCGUGGCUGGAUAAAAUCGAUCGCCGCUAUGCCUGGAUCAAACGUCAGCUGCUUGACUAUGAGGAGAAGUAUGGACGCAUGUUUCCUGAGGAGUGGUGCAUGACAGAGCGCAUUGCUGUAGAGUUCUGCAACAUCACCAGGGUGGAGCUCGCCAAAGUGAUGCGAACACGGGCGAAGGAGAUUGAGGUGAAGCUGCUUCUGUUCGCUAUUCAGAGGACCACAAACUUCGAAGGUCUUCUGGCCAAACGCUUCACAGGAUGCACCUUGACGGACAUACCCGGACAGAAGAGGCCAGAGAGCCCUCUGGACCCCACUAACCCCUUCCUGGAGGAUGAGCCAGACGAGGACGUGGGCACAGAGAAGGACGAGGAUCUGGCUAAGCCCAGGAAGCCGAAAGCUCCGGACAACCCUUUCCAUGGCAUUGUCUCCAAGUGCUUUGAACCACAUCUAUAUGUCUACAUAGAGUCCCAAGACAAGAACCUGGGUGAACUGAUUGACCGGUUUGUGGCUGACUUCCGAGCACAAGGCCCACCCAAGGCAGGCACGGAGGAGGGCGGAGCGGUCCUGCCCAGCUGUGCUGACCUCUUUGUCUAUUACAAGAAGUGCAUGGUGCAGUGCUCCCAACUGAGCACUGGAGAGCCAAUGAUCGCCCUCACAACCAUCUUCCAGAAAUUCCUGAGAGAGUACGCUUGGAAGAUCCUCUCUGGAAACCUGCCUAAAUCCAGCAGUAACAGCGGUGGCCUUACCAUCAGCAGCCUGCUGAAAGAGAAGGAAGGCUCAGAAGCUGCAAAGUUCACUGUGGACGAGCUCUGCCUGAUCUGCAGCAUCCUUAGCACUGCAGAGUACUGCCUGGCUACCACACAGCAGUUGGAAGAGAAGCUAAAGGAGAAAGUCGAUAAAGUCCUGGUGGAGAGAAUUAAUUUGACCGGGGAAAUGGAUACAUUCAGCACUGUCAUCUCAAACAGUAUCCAGCUACUCGUUCAAGAUCUCGAUGCUGCCUGUGACCCUGCUCUCACCGCUAUGAGCAAGAUGCCGUGGCAGAGUGUGGAGCAUGUGGGUGACCAGAGUCCUUAUGUGACGUCUAUCAUCAUGCACAUUAAGCAAAAUGUGCCCAUCAUCAGGGACAAUCUGGCCUCCACACGCAAAUAUUUCACACAAUUCUGCAUCAAGUUCACAAAUUCUUUCAUUCCCAAAUUUAUCAACCACCUGUUCAGAUGUAAACCAAUCAGCAUGGUGGGAGCUGAACAACUCCUCCUUGACACUCACUCCCUGAAGACAGUCUUGCUGGAUCUACCCUCCAUAGGCUCUCAGGUGCUCCGCAAGGCACCUGCCAGCUACACCAAGAUAGUGGUGAAAGGCAUGACCCGUGCAGAGAUGAUCCUUAAGGUGGUGAUGGCCCCACAUGAACCACCAGUGGUGUUUGUUGAUAACUACAUCAAGCUCCUGGCUGAUGGCAACCCUGAGACCUUCCAGAAGAUUCUGGACAUGAAGGGUCUGAAGCGCAGUGAACAGAGCAGCAUGCUGGACCUCUUCAGGCAGAGGCUCCCCACUCCACCCUCCGGAGGCGACGGCCCCUCUCUGUCCUUCAGUGCCCCCACCCCUGAGCAGGAGUCCUCCCGCAUCCGCAAACUAGAGAAGCUCAUCAAGAAGAGACUGUGAACAGACAUACACACUCACACACUGAAAUCGCAUUUUGAAAAUUGAAAAGGCAGCAGGAUGGGAUGGUCUUCACCUCUCUUGCAAAUUAUUUUCAUCUCAAAGACUUCAGUUAUCGUGGAGAAUUACUGAAAGAGCAAAAAGUGGACCGAAUUUUCGGACUGACAGUAACACGAAGCCAAGCUGAUGCUGGAUCAUAAAGAACAUUCCUCAACUGCUACUUGCUAUUGUUACACAUGUCAUUUACUACUGUAAUCUCCCACCUUUUCUCUUCAUGACACUAAUGUCUGCGCUUUGUAACAUUAGUACGUUGUUACAUAGUGUGUUUACACCCGAAUGCAGCGCUGUUAACUAAUUUCUGGCCGCUUCUCUGGGACAUGUCUAAUCCUGGAUGAUUACAGGCAGCAUGAUCUUAAUUUAAAUUGAUGUUUGAACAAACUGUUUUAAUUUCAAGUUCACCCAUUAAAGUGGAUAUGCAUCGUAGGUACCAGGAUUGUUUUUGUCAACGGUGGAUUAAAACGAAUCCCAGACUCCGGGUUGAGAGACCCCAAGUCUGGGACAAAGAGGAUCUUUGGAUUUCCUGCAUCUUCAGUCAGACAUGAGGCCGGCUUUGUCUUGGCAUUUAAAAUCCCUGUAGUUUGGCUUGGCAAUUAAAACAGGGUAUGUGACAUAAAUACACCUGCGUGCAGUCAAUCCAAAAUGUGCUUUGGUAAUUUAAUCCUCUGUCUUCUUUGCAUUGCCGUGAAAAGAAGGUUUUGUUUGUUUGUGAAAUUGCAAAAUUCUAUAUAGUUUGGCAACUAAUCUUUAUCCGUAUUUGCCAAGUGCCCCCCACAUCCUCAACGAUGGUAAGAGUACAUCACAGUUUCUGGAAGGAAAGGACAACUUAUUGAAGUCAGUGCCCUGCUCAUUGAUGCCUCUCAGUUUAGCAGGUCCUUUGGGGAUCAAAAUACACAUUCCUGCCUUCAGGUACAAAAUGUUACUUGUUUGUAUUGUCUGACUUGUAUUUAACACAGGCAAUUGUUGAACAUUAUUAAAACAUUGCCACAGA